AUGAGGUCCGGUGUUGUGAUGCUAAGCUCCAACGUCUAUCCUCCUCAAUCUAGUGUGAUCCCACCACGCACCCGUGUCCGCGGUGCAGACGGCUCAAUAUCCCCUGCGUCGGACUCGGGAGGCGUCGCUACAAAAGCUGCUGGGACUGGGACGGGGUCCGCCGCUCAGAGCCCGCCGAGUUUCGAGUUGCUCACGAUAUCUCGAUCCCCGGUCAACGACACGGCUCGACUCGCGAGUGCCUUUGCCGAUAAAAUCAAACCCACCCUCGGCGUGCAGUACAAUCUGGCCUGGACGUACGGCGACUACCUCAACCACGUCCCGGCUCGUCUAGGCGUGAACGAGGCUCUGGACAGUGCCACCGACACCUUUCUGACAGCUUUUGCCACGCUGACGGAUCCGCUCGGCAAGAGAAGUAACCCCGUUCUGUUGGAAAAGUACGGGCAAACCUUGGCCAGUCUGAGAAGGUGUCUGGAUGACCCCGUCAAGGCGAGAAGCCCGGAGACGCUCUGCGCCAUUUUGUUCCUGUGGAAUUGCCAGCAGUUCAUAUGGCAGCGGAAUGGGCCGAUUACCGCACACGCGGAUGGUGUUGCCCAGAUUCUCAAAUUGAGAGGCAAUGUGGACAAGUACCACGACCCCUUCGAGUCCAAUCUACUCCUCAGUCUGCGUGCCGUUGUGGUGAGUGCCCCGUCCGGAGGCGCCAAAGGUUCUGCAGUCGCUGACGUUCGACACCCUUUCCAGCUUUUUGACUCCCUCUUCAAUGGCCGCAUCACUUUCACCGACCAAGAGUGGGUGUCCAUGUUCGAUAGCCAGCUGUAUGACCUCAGUCCAGAAGGCCAGGCGGUACAACGCUUGACCCGUGUGCCGAAUCUGAUGCGUCGAAGCAAGGCCUUCCUGAUGGGGGACCUGGACUCCCAGGAUCAACUGGCCGACUUGGAGAAAGAGGCCCAUGCACUCCGCGCAGAACUCGAGCCCGCACUGUCCCUCGUCCGGCAGCGAUGGGAGAAAGUCUCGGCGAACCCAGACAGCGUGUUCCCACGAAAGCCUCACCUGGCCGGCCUGGCGCACUGCCACUUCCUGCGGUCCUACGCCCUCGUCCUGGCCAUCGCCAUCCUCAUCAACGAGACACGGCUGGCCGUGAGCCUCGACGCGGCCGAGAUCCUGCAAGAGUCGCACGAAUUUUCCCUCGAGAUCAUCAAUCUGUCCAGACUCGCGUCUCCGUACCGACCGCUCGGCGCAUCUGCCCUCGGCGUCUGUCUCCUCACCGCCGAGACCGGGGCGGCCGAUGCAGAGACCAAAGAGUCCGCCAGGAGUCUGCGCAUGGAGUUUGCCAGCGAUUUCCAGGGAUAUCAAAACGUGGAGGCUCGUCAGGACUUGCACCUCAAGUCCGCCAGAAGUGAUGACGUCGACAACGACCCCCUGAGAAUCCUCUUCUGCGGCACCGACCAGUUCAGCGUGGCCUCGCUGCAGGCCCUGGCCCAGUACUCCAAGACCCCCGGCAGCAACGUCCGCUCCAUCGACGUCGUGACCAGGACCGACAAGCGAGUCGGCCGGGGCCGCAAGCUCGUCAGGCCGCCGGCCAUCAAGCCCGCCGCGCAGGAGCUGGGGUUGCCCGUGCACCAGAUCGACACGUUCAGGGGGUGGAGUCCGCCCACCACAGCGGCGGCUUGCAACCUGAUCGUCGCCGUCUCGUUUGGCCUGUUGAUCCCGCCGCGAAUCCUCGGGGCCGCGAAAUACGGUGGUCUGAACGUCCACCCGUCCAUGCUCCCGGAUCUCCGGGGCCCGGCGCCGAUCCAAUGGGCCAUCAUCCUCGGUCGAGAGAGGACCGGUGUCUCGCUGCAGACGCUCCACCCGACGCGCUUCGACGAGGGCAUCGUCCUGGACCAGACACCGCCUCCAGGGCUGGAAAUCCCGCAGCCCGACGACAUCACGGCACAAGAACUCACGAGCUACCUAGCUCUCAUUGGCGCCCAGAUGUUGGUCAAUGCCAUCCGGAACCGUCUGUACAUUCCGCCUCACAAUGCCGUGGGUACCAGCAACAUGGCGGGCAAGGACCCGACGCGUGCUCCAAAGGUCACGAGCGAGCUAUGCGCCAUCGACUUUGAGGCACUCACGAAACCCGAGAUCCUCAGGCGAAACCGGGCACUUCAGUCUCUUCAUGGCUUCGUGAGGUUCGGCCCCGAGCCGUCCCAGGUGCUCCGUAUCAAUUUCGGAGCGGACAUGAGGGAUAUAAGAGAUGGAGACGUCCCAGAAGAAGUCCGGGUGGCAGCGCAAGCAAUGCCGGCUGGGGUUCCCUACGCAAUUAUUGCUGCACACGAGAAUGUCAACGAGAGUUCAGAGCCUCUAAUCAUCAACGCGCGGCCAGACAAAUAUCAAGAGGGGUGCCAAAUUGUCAUUCCCACCAUCACUGUCUCGUCCAGGGCAAAAGGUCCAGGCGCAGGAGCAGCCGCCCGUGCUAAACUCUUCUCACAGCCCGAAAUCUUUGGCCAAACCACCAUUCGUUGA
This is a messenger RNA of Fonsecaea nubica, 2502 nucleotides long. RefSeq lists its product as hypothetical. The record is from RefSeq and is a predicted model, not a curated record. The coding region runs from base 1 to 2502 and encodes 833 amino acids. Gene Ontology annotation, cellular component: mitochondrion. Gene Ontology annotation, biological process: biosynthetic process; conversion of methionyl-tRNA to N-formyl-methionyl-tRNA. The transcript is spliced from 5 exons. Lineage: Eukaryota; Fungi; Ascomycota; Eurotiomycetes; Chaetothyriales; Herpotrichiellaceae. Gene Ontology annotation, molecular function: methionyl-tRNA formyltransferase activity.